Messenger RNA from Stylophora pistillata, 1908 nucleotides. RefSeq lists its product as uncharacterized. The record is from RefSeq and is a predicted model, not a curated record. Lineage: Eukaryota; Metazoa; Cnidaria; Anthozoa; Scleractinia; Pocilloporidae.
UUAUGUAGUUUGUAGUCUGUUGAUUAUGUGAUGGACUUGCUUCUUUACAUUCUUCUUUACUGAAUAUGUUGUUUGUAGUGAGCAGACGAAGGCAAGGAGCAGCCAAAACGAUGCCAUUCGGAAUUUACAUUUCAUUCGUUGUAUUCCUUGCGCUGAAUCUUGUAACAGGAUCUUCAAAUUCUGAGAACCAGACCAAAGCAAACCUAUACCAAAAUAACUUUGAGAUACCGUGCAGAAAGCCUUACAGAUUACCUUUCCGCCAAUUGGAGUGGUGCACCUGUCCCACAAUAGAAAACUGCACAUCCUGUUUCCACAUGAAUUUAAUCGCUUACAUCAAAAACAAUACCACUGUGUUGGUUGAUUUUCAAGGAAAGUACGAGGUAGAUAGUAGAGGAACCUUGAAGAUUCCCAAGGUAUUACCCAAACUUGAUGGCAUGGGUUACCUUUGCAGGGUUGAGUAUUACUUAAUUGGAUGGAGAGGAAAAGUUAGAGUUCUGGAAAUAGCCAAAGAGUCUCCAAAAAUAAGUCAAGGUCCCAGAAUUGUCUGUGUUCUGGAGGAGGCGAAAUUUGUUUUGAAAUGUGAAGCUGUUGGUUUUCCAAUACCAAACAUAAAAUGGACUAUCAAUGAUGAACUUCUUCAAAACCAGACUGGGACAGAAUGUACCUACGUCAAAGAAAAGUCCACAAAGAAUGACGCGGGAUCGUACAUCUGCCAAGCAGAAAAUUCUUUAGGAUCUUACAACCACACUGUGGAAGUGAUAGUGUUACCUAUUCAAAGUUGCUGGUCCUCUCACUCGGACACCUCAAGUACUUCACGUCCACGUUCUUCAGGUUAUUUCCCAAGCUCACAUGGUCCCAGCCCUCCAGCUUCUUCUCCCUCAGGUGAAAGCUGCAAACAGGUGGAUUUUUUUACAGCAAUAAAGAAUCCCAAAGUCCUUACACUUGUAGUUAUUCUAUUAUCGUUGUGUUCUGUCCUUGUAUUGGUAUUGAUAGCGAUGUGUUGUUGUAAGCAUUGCCCAGAUCGAGGGGUGCGAUGUUGCUUUGGUUGUGCUAUCUGUAAAAAUUCUAUCGGAAGAGGCAGCGGCGGUCAUCCGGACAAUACUGAGAUGCUUGUGGUCAGCGGCGGGCAGGCUGUGUCAAUCAACCGCGAGCAAUCAUUUCAUCCUCAAAUGCCGGCAGAACGUUUAUGAAGGACUACAAAAACUCUAUUUUUUAAGCAGAUAAUGGGUGUAAAUGUGUUCACUCCUAAAGUGCCUAUAGUCUGUCAUUUUAGUUUCUUUAUCAGUUAUUUAUUUCUCUCUAACCUCACUUGGCAUGGAUUAUGUUUCCAUGCUUGUUUUUUUUUAUCCUAAUAUAGCUAAAUUAGUGACACGUUUCUAUCCAAGAAAGGAAAUGGAGUUAUUGAUGUCAUUCACUGACUGUAAUUGAGAUUCCAUUGCAAAGCUGAUUUCAUCUUAUCAAUUUUCGUUUGUGGAUGACAAGUGCUUAUAUUGGUAGCAUUGAUAUUUAAAACCAAAAGAGACAAACAAACAAGCAAACAAAAUAAAAUACAAAAAGAGAGAACAAAAUAUUAAAAUUGAAUGCUUAUGUUUUUGAUCAGUACUUUUUUUAUGCAUGUUUGUUUUUAAAGCGUAUAAGUAUCUGAUACACUGGAGCAGGCUUUUGUGCUGCAUGUUUGUAGUACUCAUGAGUAGUUUUGCCACAAUAGACAUUUAAAAAGCAAGAGUUUUUUUCAAAAUAACCUUAGGCAGUCAAGGUUAUUUGAGUACCCUAAUUAUCAAUGAGAAUUUUUAUGAAAGCCGACUGAACAUAGCUCUAUGUGAGAUUGAAGAAAGUUUAAACCGAUGGUGUUUAUAAAACUGUUUUUUUAAAAGAAAAGAGGUUGAAAAUAAAAUAAGCUACCUUGCA